GCGGCGGCGGCGGUGUUCUCUCGAUCUUUACCGUCCAUUCCCCCCGCGCCUUCCCGGCGUCAUCAUGAGUGUGGUGGAGCACGUACGAGAGAUGGCAGCCGCUGGGCUCCACUCUAACGUGCGGCUCCUCAGCGGGCUGCUUCUCACGAUGAGCGGGAAUAACCCGGAGCUCUUUUCACCGUCUCAGAAAUACCAGCUCCUUGUAUAUCAUGCAGACUCUCUCUUCCAUGAUAAAGAAUACAGAAAUGCUGUAAGUAAGUAUACAAUGGCCUUGCAGCAGAAAAAAGCAUUAAGUAAAACUUCGAAAGUAAGGCCUUCUACUGGGAAUGCUACAUCAACUCCUCAGAGCCAGUGCUUGCCAUCUGAAAUUGAAGUGAAAUAUAAAAUGGCUGAAUGUUAUACAAUGCUGAAGCAAGAUAAAGAUGCCAUUGCUAUUCUUGAUGGGAUUCCUUCCAGACAGAGGACCCCAAAGAUCAAUAUGAUGUUGGCAAAUCUAUACAAGAAAGCAGGUCAAGAACGCUCAUCUGUUACGAGCUACAAAGAAGUACUAAGGCAGUGUCCUUUAGCACUUGAUGCCAUACUAGGCUUGCUCUCGCUGUCAGUGAAAGGGGCAGAAGUGGCCUCUAUGACAAUCAACAUAAUUCAGAGUAUUCCUAACCUGGACUGGCUUUCUGUGUGGAUCAAGGCAUAUGCUUUUGUGCAUACUGGAGAUAACACAAGAGCAAUAAAUACUAUUUGCUCUUUAGAGAAAAAGUCAUUGCUGAGGGAUAAUGUAGAUUUACUGGGGAGCUUAGCAGACCUGUAUUUCAGAGCUGGAGAUAAUAAAAACUCUAUUCUGAAGUUUGAACAAGCACAAAUGCUGGAUCCUUAUCUCAUAAAAGGAAUGGAUGUGUAUGGUUAUUUAUUGGCACGUGAAGGUCGACUAGAGGAUGUGGAGAACUUGGGCUGCCGCCUCUUCAAUAUUUCUGAUCAACAUGCAGAACCCUGGGUGGUAUCUGGGUGUCACAGUUUCUACAGUAAACGAUACUCUCGUGCCUUAUACUUAGGAGCCAAAGCUAUCCAGCUUAAUAGCAACAGCGUUCAGGCCCUGCUGCUGAAGGGAGCAGCUCUCAGGAACAUGGGCCGAGUGCAGGAGGCAAUUAUCCACUUCCGUGAAGCCAUACGGCUGGCACCGUGCAGGCUGGAUUGCUAUGAGGGUCUCAUCGAAUGUUACUUGGCAUCCAACAGUAUCCGUGAAGCCAUGGUGAUGGCAAAUAAUGUCUAUAAAACUCUGGGAGCCAAUGCACAGACCCUCACCCUGUUGGCAACAGUCUGUCUGGAAGACCCUGUCACACAGGAGAAAGCAAAGACAUUACUGGACAAAGCGUUAACGCAAAGACCCGAUUACAUUAAAGCUGUGGUGAAGAAAGCAGAACUGCUCAGUAGAGAGCAGAAGUAUGAGGAUGGAAUCGCUCUGCUGAGGAAUGCCCUGGCUAACCAGAGUGACUGUGUUCUGCACCGAAUACUGGGAGACUUUCUUGUGGCUGUCAAUGAAUAUCAGGAAGCAAUGGACCAGUACAGUAUUGCCCUGAGUUUGGAUCCAAAUGACCAGAAGUCACUAGAAGGAAUGCAGAAAAUGGAAAAAGAGGAAAGUCCAACAGAUGCAACCCAGGAAGAAGAUGUGGAUGAUAUGGAGGGAAGUGGAGAAGAAGGGGACUUGGAAGGCAGUGACAGUGAGGCAGCUCAGUGGGCAGAUCAAGAGCAGUGGUUUGGAAUGCAGUAAUGGCCUCACAUCCUGCUGCGUGUUUUGGCACUGGAACAUACCAGCAGGGCCAUGCUUUGAAGAACAUAAACUAUGGGGUUUGCAGUAAUAAAGAACUUUUUUUUUGGUCUUUUUUUUUAAUUAUUAUUUGAAUAAAUAGACUGAAAUAAUUUAACAGUUCUACACAUCUCAAUGCCAUUAAGAAUCUUGAUGCCUCUUGUUAAGUGUGAGGGACUAACCUUAGGUUAUUUGCAACUUUCAUUUAAAAAAAAAAAUCCAUGUUGAAACUAAAAGCAUUAGAGUCUGAAGUCAUAAAGCUUGUUUAGUAUGAAAACAAUGCCUGAAUUCUGUCUAGGGCCAGGUGUGUGUGAUCAACCUGUAAAUACAGUGGUUUGUACUCCUUCAUGGAGAGUAUUUCCUCCCUCCGUACUCACUUGUGGGCUCCCGCUCCUGGUGAAGCCUGGAGGGGUUGCUUCGGUAUGACUGAAAGCAGCACUCUUCUCUUGCUGGGUUACUUGGGUUAUUUUGUCUUUUUCUGAGGCAUCACAUGCACUGAAAAGGAGGAGUUUGGUCCAUGGCAGCUUUGACUUCUAGGUCACUUCUGUGGCUGACCAGUUUCUGUGUGUACAGAAUUGAGCCACUGUUGGAGAAUUGCAGUCACUUUCUCAGUCCUUACUAAACCCUGUAAUCUCUUAAAGUCUGUACAUGAAUGUUUAUUUUUAAAUGCAGUUCAUUUUUUUCCCAGUGUGUUACUAAAAGGUUUCACAGCAGUGACUCAGAGCAUUUCUCAUUCUCUACACAGUGCUGGCGUUUAAAACGACAUAAAAGGAAUUCCUCCCUUUUCAGCUGCAUUGCUGUAGAAGUGUUAAAUAUGCAAACACACAUUGUCUUGGGUUUGGUCAGGUGUUUUGGUCAGGUAAUGUUUGGAUGAAUGUGUUUUCUCUCACCUUUUGAAACAGAAUUGCAUUUGCUUCACCUACAAAUUCUCAGCAUCACCGUUCCAAGGGUGAGCUUCUUUGUGUCAUCUAGAAACUGUUUCAGCUCUGUGGGCUUGAUGUGUGGGAGGAGGAAUUACUUCUUGCUCUUAUUUUUCUUACAGUUCUGAUUUCCUUACUCUUCACUAAAAACAUGCAUUUUUGUCUUUAUAUUGGCAGUUUGGUUCCUUUUAUGUUUGUUCUGUUACCACAGGUAUGCUGGAGCACACAGACUUUUUACAAAUCUAAAGACCAGUUUCGAGUAUCGGAGUUAAAAAUGGCUCUUUGGUACAAAUACAUGACAUGGGAAACAAGCUUCCUUCUAGCUGUAGAUACAUAAUGCAGAUAAGAGCAAAAUCUCUCUCCCUUGUGAUGUGCACUGUAUCACUUAGGAAAAUGCACAACAAAAGGAACAGGCAGAUUACUGCUGUUAUUGUCUAUUUUGGAAAUAUUUUAGUGUGUCACAUCUUGCAAAGGAGAAGUCUUAAUAGCUUAUCCAUAAAACAAACGAAAAAGGAAACGGAUAUCUGUUCUCUCUGGAAUUUUGUGGGCUUUAGACUUUCCAAAAUACCAAAUUGAAUUAUGGUUAUUUGAGGGCUGUAUGGGAAGAACAGAAAAGCAUGUGCUGCUGUCUUGGUGAUGGAACUGGCAUAAGCUGUUGAUGCUUCUUCAUUAAACAAACACCCCAAAUGGCUGCCUUUCAGCUAGAGCAAACAUCUUGUUAAUUGCAUUCUGGUGGGUGGGAGCCCUGAUCCUGUUCUGUGAAGAAUCUGUUGAUACCACGGCUGCGUGAUGCGGUGAAUAGAUUUCAGCUCGUUGCAUGUCUUCUGCAACAAGGAAAUGCACAAGUACAGCAAAUUCAAGGCAUCUCUUUGUGCACUCAAACGUUCAUCAGAAUGUUCUGCAUCUGAAUCCUGGGGGAGCUCCCUUGGCUUUAGAGUUGUAUUCCCAGCCUCUGUUGUGGGUGAAGGAAUGGAGUUCUUGAUGUUAGUA
Dryobates pubescens (Downy woodpecker) is the source of this 3708-nucleotide messenger RNA. RefSeq names its product anaphase promoting complex subunit 7 (gene ANAPC7). Gene Ontology annotation, molecular function: protein binding. NCBI's taxonomy places the organism in Eukaryota, Metazoa, Chordata, Aves, Piciformes, Picidae. Gene Ontology annotation, biological process: cell division. The record is from RefSeq and is a predicted model, not a curated record. Bases 65 to 1762 code for a protein of 565 amino acids. The transcript is spliced from 11 exons.